GCGCGACGUGGCGUGCGUGGCCCCGCGCGCGCCCCGUCGUCCAGGCCGCCUGCGCGCCCGCCAGCCUUGAAGAGGAGCGGUUGCGCUGGGUUUGAGGAACGCAGAGGCUGGGAAGCGGCGACGCUGGCGUGGAGAGGAAAAGGGCUGGUUUCUGGGCGGGACCAAGUCUGUGAGGGGACGAGGCUUCGCGAAGAGGCUCCGGUGGCCACGUCCUGCAUCCCCGCUUGAGCGGCCGCCCGGGAUCGUGGUCCUCCUUCAGGGCCUCCAGUCAUGGCCGAGGUGAGGAACCGGAAGAAGCCGGGGCCCAAGGCAUCCCCUUCGGAGCCCGGAAAGCGGAGCGAAGGCGGCAGGAGCCCCGAGGCCCCAGGCGGUGCGCCCGCGGCCUGGGCGGACCCCCGUAUCGGGCUGAGCCUGCUGUCGCUGGGGACGUGCCUGGGCCUGGCCUGGUUUGUAUUUCAACAGUCGGAAACGUUUGCAAAGGUGGAAAACCAAUACCAGUUACUGAAAAUAGAAAACAAUGAGUUCAAAGGACUUGAAAGUAAAAUCAGUUUAAUUUCAGAGAAGCUUGAGUCUACUGAAAGUACCCUGCAGGAAGCCACGUCUUCCAUGUCUUUGAUGACCCAGUUUGAACAGGAAGUAUCCACCCUCCAAAGAUUCAUGCAUGACAUUGAGAAUAGUGAAGAGAUGCUCACUCAAAAGAUGCAAACCCUUAAUGAGAAAUUCCAAAAUAUUACAGAUUUCUGGAAGAGAAGCCUAGCAGAAAUGAAUGGUAAUACAGAAAUUUUCAAAUCAGAAGCAAAGCAUAUACAUUCUCAAGUUACUGUCCAAAUUAACUCAGCUGAACAAGGAAUAAAAUUGCUCACGGAACGGCUAAAAGAUUUGGAAGACAGCACACUACGAAAUAUUAGGACAGUAAAAAGACAAGAAGAGGAAGAUCUUAUGCGAGUCGAAGAGCAGCUUGGCUCUGAUACAAAAGUAGUUGAGAAGUUAGAAGAGGAACAGAAUGCUCUCCUUGCCAGAGAUGAAGAUCUUACUAAUAAACUUUCCAACUACGAACCCAAAGUGGAGGAAUGUAAGAUGUAUUUGCCUACAAUUGAAAAUGCUAUUCACUCUGUUCUCAGAGUAUCUCAGGACCUGGUGGGAACGGAAAAGAAAAUGGAAGAGCUGACCAUGCAGAUGUUUAACAUGGAAGAUGAUAUGCUGAAAGCAAUAUCCGAAAUAAUGGAACUGCAGAAAACCCUGGAAGGAAUUCAGUAUGAUAAUAGCAUAUUAAAGAUGCAAAAUGAACUAGAUGUUCUAAAGGGAAAAGUUCAUGAUUUUAUAGCAUAUUCGAGUACAAAAGAAAAGGAAACUUUGGAAGAAUAUAAUCUAGAAAAUAAAGAAAUUAGUGAUGAUUCUUAAGUUCACUACAUGUAUUCUGAUGAACCAUAUUACUAUAUGUAAAUAGGUUACGUCCAUGUUUUUGAGUUAUAUUGAUAUUUGUCAUUUUAUUGUAAAAAUAAGUGAGAUAUCCACACAAAUGAAUUAUCCAUAUAAUCAAGACUUAUCUUUUUAGGGCCAGGGAUUUAGCUCAGUGGCACUGCACCUGCCUCGCAGGCACAAGGUCCUGAGUUCAAUCGCUGGUACAAAAAAAAAAAAAAAUUUUUUUAAGCUCUAAAAGUUAUUUAACCAUUUCAAAUAGAAAUACUAUAGUUCUAAAAUACAUUUCUCUGUUUUUAAGGCAAUAUACUUUAUCUUUAAAAUAUUUUUCCAACAAUGAAUUAUGAGUUUAGCCUAUUAUAUAUUGGACCCAAAUAUAUUGCUGUCUCUAGGAACUAGUGAAGAGUGUUUACCAUUUUACUAAAUGACCCUAGUUUGCUGUUUUUCAAACCUGUGUUUGUUUCUUUUUCCUUUUUGUCACCUGAUCUUGGUAUCAGGCAAAUUGGUACAUAACAUGCCUUUCUCAGCCAGUUCCUCAUUUUUCCUUUGCUAAUUCACUGCAGGCUAAGAAUCCAGACAACCAAGUUCAUAGGAGUUUUGUCUGCAUUAAAUAUGAUGUGCCUCAGGGAGAGAAUGGAGGCUUUUCUAUAAGUUAAUACGCACUUUCUAAAUAUUAUGAAGGCUGGGAAAUAGUUUACUUUAGGUUCCAAACUGUUACACUCAUAAGAAUUUUAAAAUAUGAGUAAAUAUGUUUUUAUUUAAGCCCUUUCCUAGUAGUUGUAUAUGCUUUGAAGUAUGAACUUGUGGAAUAUCUUUGUAUACCUGGGCUUUUAUUUUUAAAGUUUGAACUGGGAUAGACUCCUGAGUUUGCUAGAUACAUAAUCUCUUGAUAAAUUAGUCAAGUUAAAAUAAAAAUACAUGAAUAAGCCUGUAGCCUGUUUUAAAGAGGAAAAAAAGCAACAUAAUAAUACAUGGUAAUAAUUAUGAUAAUUAAAAGUGUGUUGGGCCAGGGAUUUAGCUCAGUGGUUUCACCGCCUGCUGUGCAAGCACAAGGACCCAAGUACCAAAAAAAAAAAAAAAAGUGUGUCGUUUUUUAAAGAUUUCCCCAAACUUUUGGAACUAAAUUUGUUUCACAUACUGAUUUUUUUUUUUUUUUUUUUUUUUUGAGACAAGGUCUUUGUAGUCCAGGCUGGUCUUGAACUCACUAUGUAAUCCAUGCUGGCCUCAAACUUGUGGCAAUCAUCUUGCCUUACCCUCCCAAGUGCUGGGAUUACAGGCCUGGGCUGCCAUGUGUGGCUCCAUAUUGAUUUUAUUUUAUUCAAAGCCGUAGAAUGUAGCCAACUAUACUAUGUAGUUGUAUAUGGAAAUUCAGUUCUUACUUCUUUAUUUCUGCCAGUAACCAUCCACUUUUAUAGGCAGUUUCAGUGAAAUUAAACAAAAAGAACUUGAAAGCAGUUAGUUACAAAAGGUAGUUAUAGUCAGUAGUUUUAUUAUGUAAAUUUGCAAGUUUUUGGAAAAACCCCAAACCCACGGGAAUUAGAAGGGUCUGUGGUAAACAGCCAUGCGUUAUUAAAAAUAAACCUGGAAGAGUGCUAUUAUUGAGUCAUAGCAUUAAUUUCUAGCAUUUCUUGACUCCUGAAUGUCUCAAGUUUUUAUCUGUGCACUGACAAAACUGUACUUGUUUGCUUUUAUUUGAAUGUCAAUAAAAUAGAUUAUUAUAUGUUUA
Molecule: messenger RNA, 3145 nt
Organism: Heterocephalus glaber (naked mole-rat)
Lineage: Eukaryota; Metazoa; Chordata; Mammalia; Rodentia; Bathyergidae
Gene: Ikbip
Product: IKBKB interacting protein
Source: RefSeq, a predicted model, not a curated record